Molecule: messenger RNA, 1473 nt
Organism: Patiria miniata (bat star)
Lineage: Eukaryota; Metazoa; Echinodermata; Asteroidea; Valvatida; Asterinidae
Product: fibroblast growth factor receptor 1-like
Exons: 8
Coding region: 1-1473 (490 amino acids)
Biological process (GO): positive regulation of kinase activity; cell surface receptor protein tyrosine kinase signaling pathway; multicellular organism development
Cellular component (GO): signaling receptor complex
Molecular function (GO): transmembrane receptor protein tyrosine kinase activity; ATP binding
Source: RefSeq, a predicted model, not a curated record
AUGUCCGUCAAGUUUAUAAGGAACCGAAGAGAACAGCGUAGUGAUCAAAUCAAACGUGACUUGCGAUCAUCAGUCGACACGGAUGUUGCCUCUGACCAGGAUGCUUUAGGACAAGAUCAAUCAGAGGUCGGCAAGUCAUUGGAGGUAAAAUAUGAGGACAGAAUUGAACCACAAGAUCCACAAAAACGGGAGGACAGAAUUACACCACAAGGUCCACACAAAUACGAGGACACAAUUACACCGCAAUUUCCACACAAAUACGAGGACAGAAUUGCACCAGAAGGUCCACACAAAUACGAAGACACAAUUACAUCGCAAGGUCCACGCAAAUACGAGGACAGAAUUGCACCAGAAGGUCCACACAAAUACGAAGACACAAUUACAUCGCAAGGUCCACACAAAUACGAGGACAGAAUUGCACCAGAAGGUCCACACAAAUACGAAGACACAAUUACAUCGCAAGGUCCACACCAAUACGAGGACAGAAUUGCACAACAAGGGCCACACAAAUACGAGGACAGAAUUACACCGCAAGGUCCACACAAAUACGAGGACAAAAUUGCACCACAAGGUCCACACAAAUACGAUAAGAGAAUUGCCCAUCAUGUUGCACACACAUACGAAGAUACACGCACUCUGCAGGUGGAGUAUGACGACACCACACCACCACAGGAGAAAACACCAAUGCUACCUGAUAGUGGUGAUGAAGAAAACAAUCUACCCCCUUGGGCUGAGAGGUGGAAGGUGCCUCGCUGCGACCUCAUCAUGGAUGAGCGAGUCCUCGGCAGUGGGAACUUUGGCGAGGUACGAUCAGGUGCUGUGAUGAAAGAUGGAGAACUGACAAGGGCUGCUAUCAAAAUGCUCAAAGGCCAUGCAUCGACGAGUGAGAGAGAUGAUUUCAUCGAUGAACUCCUCACGAUGACCUCUUUUGACCACCACCCUAAUGUCGUUUCUCUGCUUGGCGCAUGUCAGCAUCGACAGGUGCUGUACGUCGCCUUGGAGUAUCUUCCCCGCGGUGAUCUUCGCAGCUACCUGCGGACGGCUCGCUCACAGUCAGACUCAGACGACGAUGCCUUGUCUUCCGAUCAGCUGGUCAAGUUUGCCCUGGAUGUUGCCAAGGGAAUGGAACACCUUGCUAAAGCGGGGGUGAUCCACCGAGAUUUGGCUGCCAGGAACAUCCUACUAUCUGAAGGGCUGACUGCUAAGGUUUCAGACUUCGGACUGUCCAGAGGGGAAGAUAUCUACGUCCAAACAUCAAAGAGACGAGUUCCAGUCCGCUGGUUGGCUAUUGAGUCAAUCAGGUAUAAGAGGUACACGACAAAGAGCGAUGUGUGGUCUUUUGGAAUUCUCUUGUGGGAGAUAUCAACAAUAGGGGGAACCCCCUACCCGACCACCAAGAGCGAGUCAGUAGCCAAGAAGCUGAAGGGAGGAUACCGUAUGCCCAAGCCCAGCAACUGUGACGACAAAAGGUAA